AUGCCAGAGCAUUGGGUCCCGACAAUCCAUAAUAUUGACUUGAGGUUGAGGGCGGUAAUUUCUUUUCCCUUCCACUCACUCUGUCAUCGAUUAUUGUUCAUCGUUUCUUUGAUUUUCUUCAUUUUAUCAAGAACAAGAAACCGAUUUCCAGAGUCACGAUCGAAAUUUGUUGGGGCCUGGGGGUUUUGUUUCUCCUUACAAAUCGACACAGUGAAAUCAGGUAUUUUAUCAAGGCUGGAUAUAAGGUUAUCUUUUUAUAUUGGAGGGGAACCUACUAGUCGUAUUGCAGGUCUCUUCGUGAGGAUCCUUUGCUGGAAUGCUUUGAGCUCGUUGAUGAUUUCAAUUUUCAAGGAAAUUCGCCAAACUCAAAUUUUAAAGGAUGAAUAAAUGGAAAUGCUAACCACAAACGAGGUGCCCUUCAUCAGAUGUUCCCUGUUGUUUUACCUGUUCUUCUAAUAUCAAUUGGAUAUGUUGACCACAGGAAGUGGGUUGCCUUUGUUGAAGG
Gossypium raimondii (Peruvian cotton) is the source of this 505-nucleotide messenger RNA. RefSeq lists its product as uncharacterized. The record is from RefSeq and is a predicted model, not a curated record. The coding region runs from base 1 to 387 and encodes 128 amino acids. The transcript is spliced from 6 exons. NCBI's taxonomy places the organism in Eukaryota, Viridiplantae, Streptophyta, Magnoliopsida, Malvales, Malvaceae.